AUGCACUUGACAUCAUACACCAUCUUGCUGAUUCUUUCUACGUGGUUGCUCGUGUUGCGCUGCGUGGAAUCAAGCUUAUUUUCCUACUCUGAAACAUCCAUUACGCAAGAUAUUAUCUGGGUGUACUCCAAUUCAUCCACGUUAGCUCACACAGACAAUAAUUUCACUCCUGUAUUCUACAAUACCAACAUCGUAUCAGCCUCUAAUCUGACACAGCCGAACGAGGUGGGCCUCAAGGGCGUUUUAUACAACCAAGAUAAUACCAAUUGCGGCAGUGAACCACUGCAAGACCCUUCGUUACCAAGUGCGCUACCUCGAAUCGCACUCGUCAAUCAAAGAAACGACAAUCAUUGCAAUGCCACUCUCAUUGACAGCAUUAUAAAGGCGCAAGCACAAGGCGCUAUUGGAGCAGUGGUAUAUGGGCCUGACGUUUUUCAAAAUAAUACAAACCAACCUCCCAUGGUGCCUUCUGGAACCAAUAUAACCAUUACGGUCUACUUUGUUGGAGAACAUGUGGGAGAUGAGCUAUUUCAUAAGAUUGUGCUAUACAAAAACGUCCCCCCUUCUUCUCUGGGAACAGUGCUUAGCGUUAAACCUUAUGUGCGCUUGUUGUUGUUACCACCCAGUGCAGGUGGGAUCAACGCCUGGGAGAUCACUCUACUCAUUGUGUCGAUAUUGCUAGUAACAAGCUUCUUGGCGUCAGUUAUCAUGCAUUGGCACAUUUGGCGAAAGAGAAAGCGACAGCAAUAUCUGAUAGAGCAAGGCUUGAUACCUAUUCCCGUUGAAAUGCUACCCAUGGGCAAGCACAUCUUUGAGGAAGCUCAAUUAGAGGCAACCUUUCCCAAGCAAACAAUGACGGACAAUGAUAGCAGCAAUCGAGCAUCCAGUGAAGACCAGCCUGUAUGUGUCAUUUGCUUGGAUAACAUUCAAAUAGGCGCUCUGAUUCGACGUCUUCCCUGUGAGCAUGAAUACCAUUGCAAGUGCAUAGGUUUGUAG
Molecule: messenger RNA, 996 nt
Organism: Mucor velutinosus
Lineage: Eukaryota; Fungi; Mucoromycota; Mucoromycetes; Mucorales; Mucoraceae
Exons: 4
Coding region: 1-996 (331 amino acids)
Source: RefSeq, a predicted model, not a curated record